GUCCUGGAACUCCCGUCAUUCCCUCAGCUCAGGGCUACGUCAGCAGUGGGACAGAAAGAUGGCGGCAUUCAUAGACAAGUUCGUGGCUACCGGCUUAUUAAUAAUUCUUUCAGUAUGUAGUCAAAUUUGUGCAGACGCAGUAUCAUCCUCGAGUGACACUCCACACCGCCGCUUUGAGUACAAAUACAGCUUCAAAGGACCCCACCUUUCGCAAAGCGAUGGUUCAAUACCCUUUUGGAUUCACACUGGAAAUGCUAUUCCAAGUGCUGAUCAGAUUCGAAUAACUCCAUCUUUAAGGAGUCAAAAAGGAUCAGUGUGGACAAAAAAUAAAGCCAAGUUUGAAAACUGGGAAAUAGAAGUUACCUUUCGUAUCACUGGAAGAGGUCGAGUCGGAGCUGAUGGACUUGCAGUAUGGUACACAUCUGACCAGGGCCUGGAUGGUCCAGUGUUUGGAGCAGCAGACUCCUGGAAUGGCCUUGGAGUUUUCUUUGACUCAUUUGACAAUGAUGGAAAGAAAAACAACCCAACAAUCGUAGUUGUUGGAAAUAAUGGAAAACUUGUAUAUGAUCAUGAAAAUGAUGGUUCAACUCAAGCACUUGGUUCAUGCCUGAGGGAUUUCAGAAAUAAACCUUAUCCUGUCAGAGCCAAAGUUACAUAUUAUCAAAAGACUUUAACGGUUUUAAUAAACAAUGGCUUUACACCAGACAAAGAGGAUUAUGAAUUUUGUGUUAAAGUGGACAAUAUGAUUCUUCCACUAGAAGGCUUUUUUGGCAUUUCUGCAGCAACAGGCGGCCUUGCAGAUGACCAUGAUGUCUUAUCGUUUCUGACAUUUAGGCUGACAGAGCCAGGCCAUCAAGAGGCAGUUCCAGAAACAGAAAUACCACAAGAAGAAAAGGAAAAAUACCAGGAGGAGUUUGAACAUUUUCAACAGGAACUUGAUAAAAGGAAAGAAGAAUAUCAAAAGGAUCAUCCCAGUGUUCAUGGAGAACCAACGGAAGAUGUUUAUGAAUCUGUUAAUGACAGAGAGAUUCGCCAGGUUUUUGAAGGACAAAAUAGAAUUCACUUGGAGAUAAAACAGUUAAACAGACAACUGGACAUGAUCUUAGAUGAACAAAGGCGCUAUGUAUCUGUAGUAACAGAUGAAAUUGCCAAGAGAUCUGCAUCUCAAGGUCAACCAGCACAGGUGCCUAUCCAAGAGCUUGAUAAUAUUGUAAGAAUCCAACAGGAAGUUCUUAAAAGUAUCAAUGAUGUGAGGAACAGUUUGUCAGAGUCCCUAAGGCAAGUAGGUGCAAUUCAUAACCAAGCUAAUCCUGCUGGAACGUAUGAAACCAUGCAGCACUUCAGUGACCUAAAAGAACAUCUUCAUAUGGUGAAGAGGAGUGUGGACCAUUUAGUACAGCAAAGUGUGGGGCCAAGUGAAAAGGCCAGAUGUCCUGAACUGCCUCCUUUUCCAUCAUGUUUGUCGACAACGCAUUUCUUUAUUUUUGUAGCUGUUCAGACUGUAUUAUUUAUCGGAUAUAUGAUGUACAGGAGUCAACAAGAAGCAGCUGCUAAAAAGUUCUUUUGAUGAAAACCAUCUUGUUUAUGACCAAUGAUAAUUGCAAAGAAAAACUAUGUAAAUGAGGGAAUUUUUAAGUGUUAAUUUUUUUUUGAAACCUAAAUUAUUACAAAUGAGUCUGCAGUAUUUUGUUAAGUAUCCAUCAGAGUUUACUUCUUUCAUUGGAUGAUUGAUAAAAGUUAAAUUAUUAUAGAGCACCUUUCUUAAAUCUUCUGUUAUCAGUAGUUGGGCUCUCCAACAGUCCAAAGCGAACACUUAAUGAAAGUACUUACUCAGCCUAGUUCAGCUCCAUUCUUGUUACUUUAAAAAUUGCAAUGUAUGUGUCAAAUUUAUUCAGAAACUCAUAUUUUUAAUCUGUUUGAGGAGAAAUAAUCACAAGUAUGACACAGUAGUGUGUAUUGCAUUAACUCCCUUAAUUUUGAUUUUCUUUAAAACAGAUUUGAUUUUCAUUUGCAAAACAGGUGAUUGUAAUCCCACAUAGCCUACCUUUUUAUUUAAACCACAAUGGUAAUUUAAAACAUAAUGUUAAUUGUUUGACCCUAAAGCUAUGAAUAUUUAUGUAAAAAAAUAUAAGUUGCAUUUUGGCAAAAAUGAUUAUUUUCUGUUUUGUAUAAGCAAUUGAAAUGCCAAAAUAUCUUUGUUUAUGGUCACGUCUGUUGUUUGAUUUUAAUUCUUAUUUUUUUUUGUCAUGAUCUAAAAUGAUUGGAAUAUUAAUAGAAUGUUAAAUUCAUUUCUGUACAGAUGUGUGAUCUCAAAUAUGAAAAUACUUAACAGUUUUUAAUUAUUUUGUCUUUUGUUAUUUACAAGAAACUAUUUUCAGACAUGUACUUUGUUUUUUUAAAUUUCCAGACUGUGCUUCAUUUCUUUUUUUUUUUCUUUGCUGAUGGUUCAAUCCUGUGAAUUUGGCUUUUUUAUUCUAUUAUUUCUUUUAUAGCAUAGUUUGAAUCUGUAAUAAACAUUUUCCCUUCUUUAGUUUGUUAGUUGAACUCGUAUCUGCCAUGAACUCAAUUUUUUAAGGACUGGGAUGGACUGAAGUUCAAAAUCUCCAUGGUGCUGAACAACUGACAUAAAUGUAACAAGACAUUUCGUCAAUAUUUCAAUUUCACCAAUGGAAUAAAAUAAUUUUAUACUGUAAAGAACUAAAU
This is a messenger RNA of Polypterus senegalus (gray bichir), 2703 nucleotides long. RefSeq names its product lectin, mannose-binding, 1 (gene lman1). Gene Ontology annotation, cellular component: Golgi membrane; endoplasmic reticulum membrane; COPII-coated ER to Golgi transport vesicle. Gene Ontology annotation, biological process: Golgi organization; endoplasmic reticulum organization; endoplasmic reticulum to Golgi vesicle-mediated transport. The record is from RefSeq and is a predicted model, not a curated record. NCBI's taxonomy places the organism in Eukaryota, Metazoa, Chordata, Cladistia, Polypteriformes, Polypteridae. The coding region runs from base 59 to 1567 and encodes 502 amino acids. The transcript has 13 exons. Gene Ontology annotation, molecular function: D-mannose binding.